Messenger RNA from Penicillium diatomitis, 2595 nucleotides. It is a transcript of the gene chl1, whose product is annotated as DNA helicase. Gene Ontology annotation, biological process: establishment of sister chromatid cohesion; nucleobase-containing compound metabolic process. The transcript is spliced from 8 exons. Gene Ontology annotation, molecular function: hydrolase activity, acting on acid anhydrides, in phosphorus-containing anhydrides; DNA binding; DNA helicase activity. The record is from RefSeq and is a predicted model, not a curated record. NCBI's taxonomy places the organism in Eukaryota, Fungi, Ascomycota, Eurotiomycetes, Eurotiales, Aspergillaceae. Gene Ontology annotation, cellular component: nucleus. The coding region runs from base 1 to 2595 and encodes 864 amino acids.
AUGGCGUCCAGUCCUCGGGUGUCACGGGAUUUCCAUCAUCCCUUUACGCCAUAUGAGAUUCAGCUCCAGUUUAUGGAGGCUCUUUAUGGCUGCCUGGAGGACGGAAAAGUCGGCGUCUUCGAGUCCCCCACCGGUACGGGUAAAUCAUUAAGUCUCAUCUGCGGGUCACUCACCUGGCUGCGAGACCACAGACGCAAGGCAUUCCAGGAAUCCUUGGAUCAGGCAGGGUUCGUACAUUCUGUCAGCGCAACGUCUGACGCUGAAGUCUGUGCAAAUCUAGGCGAUGAUAGCGAACCUGACUGGAUGGUGGAAUUCGCCAAGAAGGAGUCGCGGCGAUCGAUUGUCGAGAAACGACAAGAAUUCGAAUCACGAUUGGCCAAGAUCAAAAGCGACGAGGAACGGUUGAAGCAAGCCUCGGCGACGCAAGACCGACCACGCAAGAAACAGCGACUAGAGGAACAGAAUGUACAAGCCACUCUUCACGAGGACGAAGAACAUUACGUCCUUGAUGACUAUGACAGCGACGCAGAGGAUCGCAAAGGUACAAGUCAGCUAGGCGGCUUGGAGGGCCUGUCGGCUGGCACACUGGCACUGCUUGAAAAGUUCAAAGGCAAUUUUGCGACCCAACGGAAUGAGGAAGAUGAAGCGGACGACACCGUCAAGAUCUUCUACUGCUCACGAACGCAUUCUCAGCUGAGCCAAUUCGCAGGUGAACUGCGUCGAGUAACAUUUCCGUCAAGCAUACCGCCGGAGACGGGACAAGAUGCCAAGGGAGAUGGGCAGUCCGAGCUCGACGAAGCGAUCAAGCAUCUCUCCUUGGGAUCGAGGAAGAACCUUUGUAUCAAUCCCAAAGUCCGAAGCCUGGAGAAUAGCACAGCAAUCAACGAGCGCUGCUUGGACCUGCAACAACCCGGCGUAGCUGCCGACAAGAAGUGUUCUUUUCUGCCUACCAAGGAUGACGACGCCGUGCUUCUCGAAUUCCGGGAUCGUGCUCUUGCAACUGUGAAGGAUAUUGAGGACAUUGGCAAAGUGGGCAAAGAGGUUGGCAUUUGUCCAUACUAUGCCUCACGAUCAGUCAUCAAGUUUAGCGAAUCUGCUCGCGAGGCCCUCAAUCUGUCCGUCAAGGGCCAUGUUGUGAUCAUCGAUGAAGCUCACAAUUUGAUGGAUGCCAUCGCGGGUAUUCAUUCGGUAACCGUGUCGUUGUCUCAACUACAGACAUCAAUAACCCAGUUAACAACCUACGCGCGAAAAUUCAAGAAUCGGCUCAAGGGAAAGAAUCGCAACUAUGUUGCCCAGGUGAUCCGCCUGAUUAGUUCUAUUGCGCGCCAUUUGCAUGAAAUACAACAGCAAAAGGGCCCUGCUGAGGGUUCAAUCAAAAUUUCCGAUCUCAUGGCAGGCAAGGGCGUGGACCAAAUCAACCCUUACAAGCUUUCUCGAUAUCUUCAAGAGAGCAAGCUAGCGCGCAAAGUGGAUGGUUACGUGGAAUCGUCUCAGGAAUCGCAAGGCACGAAAGAAAAGAGUCGCUCCACGGUGCCUGUCUUGUUCCAUAUUCAGAGUUUCCUGUUGCCCUUGAUGAACCCUUCAGAGGAAGGAAGACUAUUUUUUCUAAAGGAGAAGAACGACAUACAGCUGAAAUACAUGCUCCUUGAUCCUACUAAUCACUUCAAGGAAAUUGUGGAAAAUGCACGAGCUGUCGUCUUGGCUGGUGGAACAAUGUCCCCGAUGUCUGAUUACGUGAAUCAUCUGUUUUCCUAUCUUCCGCCUGAACGACUUGAAACUUUCAGCUAUGGUCAUGUUGUUCCUUCUACAAAUCUGGUUGCUCAGUCCCUAACAAAGGGCCUGAUGGGCUGUGACUUUGAUUUUACCUACGAGGCCCGUAACUCGGAAAAGAUGAUAACCGAUCUUGGACGAACAAUAGCCACCCUCUGCCAAAUCAUUCCUCACGGCGUUGUUGCCUUUUUCCCCAGCUACGACUAUCUAAGCCAAGUUGUCAGCGUCUGGGAAAAGCCAAUCCCAAAUGGCAACGGCGUCACUCCUCUAAAGCUCAUCUCCAACCACAAGAAAAUACUCUAUGAGUCUCGCGACUCGGCCGUGUCCACGGACACCCUCCUGCAAGAAUACACCUCUACCAUCUCCGCCGGCCAAGGCGCACUUCUGCUUUCCGUGGUUGGCGGCAAACUCUCUGAAGGAAUCAACUUCUCCGACGAUCUCGGACGCGGCGUCCUCAUGAUCGGUCUCCCAUUUCCCAAUAUCCGCAGCGCAGUCUGGCAAGCCAAGAUCAAAUACAUCGAAGAGAAGACUCACAAGCAGCACUCGGGGACGGAUGCUGAGAAAAAAGCCAAGGCUGCGGCUGCGGGUCGUGACUUCUAUGAGAAUGCUUGCAUGAGAGCGGUGAACCAGUGUAUUGGGCGAGCGAUUCGUCAUGUCAAUGACUAUGCGGCCAUUGUGAUGAUUGAUCGCCGGUACGAGACACCGAGAAUUCAGGGUAAAUUACCUGGUUGGAUUAAGGGGAGCUUAGUCACGAGUAGCGGCGCUCGGCCUGCGCAGGCGACUGUUCAGCGAUUGUCGAGGUUUUUUGCGGAGAAAUCAGGGUGA